AUUUUCCCCAGCUUCCAUCUCUCUCGGCCCUUCAUAUCCUGCUAUCUUGCCUAGUCGUCACCAUGGCAAAUGUCUGCACCUCCUCCUUCCGGCUCUCUCUGCCCAACGUCCUACGAAAUGCUCUCCGUUCCGAGUUCGCCUUGGACGUCCAUCAGAGUCCCGCAUAUCGAAGGCUCUCCGUAACGCCUCUCAGUCACCGCAGAAUCCCCAAACGAAACUUUGGCUCCUCCCCCAAAUCCCAGCUCUACCCAUCACCGAAUCGUCUAUCGCCGCAGGAACCUCCUUCGACUAGUGCUGGUAUCCCCACCGACGGACUUGGAAAGGCCCCCCGUGGGAAGCGGUCUACAGAGGAUGCAUUGACCGAAGCGAACGCGGCAUCAGACCCUGCGGACAUCAACUUCAGACCAGAGGACUAUCCAGCCGAUACUCAUGCUCUUAAGAAAAGCAAAACCAAAUAUUCCCGAUCGAAAAAGGGACCACGCGACGAACAAUCCUCCAGCUCCACUGCGCCCGCCCCCGCCCCCGCCCCCCAGAAGAAGAAGAAAAAGCUAGAGAAGUGGGAGAUCCAGAAGAAGGCUUUGCAGGGGAAGUUCAAGGAGGGAUGGAAUCCACCCAAGAAGCUGUCUCCGGAUGCCAUUGAGGGUAUUCGACACCUACACGCGGUAGCACCGGAGCGAUUCACCACGCCUGUUCUUGCGGAAGAAUUCAAGGUGUCGCCUGAGGCUAUCCGGCGGAUAUUAAAGAGUAAAUGGCGGCCCUCUGAAGCCGAACUCGACGACCGGCGGAAACGAUGGGAGAAGCGGCACGAUCGGAUCUGGGGUCAUAUGUCUGAGCUUGGUCUGCGACCGAGUACGAAGCGGACACGAGAGUUGGUGGAUGCGAACCAACUGCUCUACGGCGAUAAGAAGAAGGGGCCUAGGGAGUAAAAGUUGCUACCGCCUAUGGCUCGUGCAGGGCUUCGUAUGUAUAUUGACACCAUACCUUGUAUUAUAUAAUAUACUUAGUCGAUUUUGCAUAAAUCGCAUAUGAAGGCGUUGGUCUGAUUUGCCGGGGGUUCUUUUUCUUCGUCUUCCGAAUGCCCUUUAUUUCCGAUCCGGGGGCACAUGGGCUGCAGUGCGGGCCUUGUAAUAUACCGGUUUUGAAGGGUCGAAGUUUUGCGGGGACAAAGUUGUCGGCGUUCUAUUGACUAUUUCCCCCAAGUUUGUCCGAAAAUGAUAGACGUAUCAUG
Aspergillus ibericus CBS 121593 is the source of this 1228-nucleotide messenger RNA. RefSeq names its product mitochondrial ribosome assembly protein RRG9 (gene rrg9). Lineage: Eukaryota; Fungi; Ascomycota; Eurotiomycetes; Eurotiales; Aspergillaceae. The transcript has a single exon. Gene Ontology annotation, cellular component: nucleus. Bases 63 to 926 code for a protein of 287 amino acids. The record is from RefSeq and is a predicted model, not a curated record.